Molecule: messenger RNA, 862 nt
Organism: Morus notabilis
Lineage: Eukaryota; Viridiplantae; Streptophyta; Magnoliopsida; Rosales; Moraceae
Product: universal stress protein PHOS32
Exons: 4
Coding region: 175-669 (164 amino acids)
Source: RefSeq, a predicted model, not a curated record
GUAUUGUCUAUAAAAAUCCUUUUCUUCUGCUUAACCCCAAAGCAUUAAAAAAGAACAAAAACCAAAAAAAAAAAAGAAAGAAAAAUUCUGAUCUCUAUCUUUGGUGUCUGAAACGUCGAAACACAAAACUUGAAUUUGCUUCUAUCACAAAACAGAUCAAGAACAAAGAAGAAGAUGGUUAAGGACAGGAAAAUCGGAGUGGCCAUUGACUUCUCGGAGAGCAGCAAGAACGCUCUUAAAUGGGCUAUUGACAAUUUGGCCGACAAAGGAGACACUCUUUAUGUUAUUUACGUCAGCCCCAACUCUCUCGAUGAAUCUCGUAACAAACUCUGGGCCAAAUCUGGUGCACCUCUUAUUCCUCUGGCUGAGUUUAGACAGCCUGAGAUUUUGAAGAAGUACGAUGUUAAGACUGAUAUUCAAGUUCUUGAUUUGCUUGACACUGGUUCUAGGACAAAAGAGGUGACAAUUGUUGCAAAGAUUUACUGGGGAGAUGCAAGAGAGAAGAUCCUUUAUGCUAUUGAAGAUCUGAAGUUGGACUCUUUGGUCAUGGGAAGCAGAGGACUCGGGACCAUCCAAAGGUUAAUAAUGGGAAGUGUGAGCAACCACGUGAUUUCACUUGCUGAAUGCCCUGUGACCAUCGUCAAGGAUUCAAGCUUCAAACACCACUAAGAAGAACUAUUCUCAGUAUCUCUGUGGGGGCAUUUGCCCGAUUCCAUGAUCAUAGUAUUUUUUAUUAUUUGGACGUUUAUUCCAUUUAUGCCCUUCUUGAUCUUGCUUUUUUGCACACAAUGGGUUGGAUAGGAAGUGUUUUUUUUUUGAAGAAUAAUGGUCAUGUUCUCUUUCACAUAAAAGAGAAGAGUAA